This is a messenger RNA of Marasmius oreades (fairy-ring Marasmius), 1389 nucleotides long. RefSeq lists its product as uncharacterized. Bases 1 to 1389 code for a protein of 462 amino acids. Lineage: Eukaryota; Fungi; Basidiomycota; Agaricomycetes; Agaricales; Marasmiaceae. The transcript has a single exon. The record is from RefSeq and is a predicted model, not a curated record.
AUGCAGCGCCGUGUCCUAUCCGUCAUUUUUUCCACGUAUCAACAACCAUACCAUUAUCCUAUACGGUUCCUCAUAUGCAGCCGUCCUGAAUCCUGGAUUCGACAAGAAUUUAGUUGUUUCAGUGACCUGACCAAACAUAUCGAACUGGAUGAUUCGUUCCGCCCCCAGUACGACAUUGAACUUUAUCUCAAUCAGCAGUUUCAGGAGAUCCGAGAAGAUCCCAGCUAUUCGCAGGUUGUAUUCCCAAACCCGUGGCCAUCUCCCCAUCAUGUUUGGCUCCUGGUUCAGAAAGCCGAUGGCCAAUUCAUUUUUGUGAUAACUGCUAUGAAGUUUGUCAAGAUGGAGUACACACUUCCAACUGAUCAGCUUUGCAUUAUCCUCAAUACUAUAUGCAAUCUUUCCUCUAUAUCUUCGAUUUAUUCGUCCUUCGAUGAUCUUGACCAACUUUAUCUCAUGGUAUUACGUGCCAACCCUGACUGCGAUAAGCGUCUGCUCUCCAUCCUUGCAGUGAUCACCAUAGUUCCAGACUCAUCUCCAGCAUUCAUUGAACUUUUACUUGGGCUCUCUCCUGGCAUGGUGGCUCAGACAUUAUGUGCGAUGCACUCGGUACUCAAUGUCUGUGGUUGGGAAGAUGACAUUGGCGUUUACCACCAAUCUUUUACUGAUUUCCUUUUCAGCCAGGCACGGUCAAGGGAGUUCUACAUCGACUUCUUGAUGUGGAAGGACUCCCUGGCCUGUCAGUGGACUAGACUCCUUACCGAGCGGUGUAGAGAUGAUCCUGAGCUGCUAAGGACCACACGCUCGGCUUACUCGAGUUCUUUACGAAAAUUGGUACAAUGCUGGAGCAAUGACUGCCUUUAUCGAGUGGGUCGUAUCAGUAGUGCGCUAAUGUCAGAAGUGGAUGCUUUUUACCACGUGGCUUUGUCUAUUUCCGCGGAGCUAGUGGGUCACAAAAUGCUCCUUCAGAUACUUGCAGUAAUUCUACCAUCUCGUGGUCCAUACUCUCCCGGGUUCAUCCAAUUAUUGCUUGGACUUCAGAGAGAGGAUUUAGAUCGGGCAUUGCAAGCAAUGGACACAAUUAUCCACAUAAACUCUUGCUCCGAUCGACAACCUGGUUUCCAAUGCAUUUCUCUUGUUGACUCCACACAUUACACAUUCCGGGAUUUCGUCUUCUCCCGUUCUCGGUCAAAGGAGUUUUUCAUUGAAAAAUGCUAUCAUAGCAACUUCCUUGCACUGAAAUGCCUCCGUCUUUUACAAAUGGAUCCGACUCGCCACGAUCUGAGGGUUUUGUUCAUGGGAAAUUGGGCUCACAUCUGCACUGGCAUCGACAAUCUUAGUGCGGAAUUGUUGUUCGAAAUCUGCCGUAUGGAGUUAGCGGCGCCUUCGUGA